This is a messenger RNA of Esox lucius (northern pike), 1643 nucleotides long. RefSeq names its product protein CXorf21 homolog. The transcript has 3 exons. The record is from RefSeq and is a predicted model, not a curated record. Gene Ontology annotation, biological process: regulation of toll-like receptor signaling pathway. The coding region runs from base 173 to 964 and encodes 263 amino acids. NCBI's taxonomy places the organism in Eukaryota, Metazoa, Chordata, Actinopteri, Esociformes, Esocidae.
GUGUAGGGCUAGUGAGUGUUCUCAAUACUUCCUGUUUUCACCAUUUGAUACGCAGAAGCUUAUUACAUUCAGGGUUUGCUCACUAGUACGAGAAAUCUUUAGAUAACUUAUAAACCUUGUUUUAGUGUACAGACAGAAGGAACUUCAUCUAUUGUAAAAGAACAGAGUUGUCAUGUUGGGCGAAGCCUUCAUCAGAGUCUUGAGGUACAGGCAAGAGGAUUGUAAACCCCAAUCCACAAAGGCUCAGGAACGUCCACCACAUCCCGCACCCAAUAUUAUUCUGAACCCAGGUUCAAUGCCAGGAAAGGUGGAAGGCCUGUGGCAGUCUGGUCCUAGAGCAACAACCACGCCCAGUAAUGCGCUCACCAUACCAAACAGCCAUAGUGACGACUAUGGAGACCUGGAGCUCUAUCGGUCCUGGUGCUGCACCACCUUCUGCAAAGACUACCCUGACCUGCAGCUCAGGGGGGACCAUGUGGGCAACAGGAGCUCAGAGAGCCCGCGGUUGGCCAGUGACGUGUUUGAAGGGCCUCUCCUUCAGUCUAAGGACCUGGGAGACCUGGACUCCCUGGAGCCAGCCGGGCCUGUGGAGCCUGGGGUGCAGAUGGUGUCCCUGCCCCUUCAGGAUGAGGGUUACCUGGUCAUGGACAGCAUCACCACCCUGAACCGAGAGCCUCUGUCAAACUCCAUGCUGAAUGGCUACUUGGAGAGUAAACUGCUGGAGGUCUACAGGCAGCACAUGCAGGACAGCUUGGCCCGGGGCAGCUCUCCUCUUGUCCAGACCCCUCCCCAGGGCCUGAUGCCAGCACCGGUGAAGCUGCUCAGUCAGCAUCUCUGCCAGGACCACGGCUUUGACUCCAGCACAGCCCAGAGCAUUGUCCUUCAUUACCUUAGCACCUGCACCGUUGCCAGCUCCCACUUUAGCUCCCCUGAACUGCGCAUCUCCAACCCUCAGCUCACAUGAAACCAGCUCCAGUUCCACUUGGUCCCCUUACUCCUACAGUUUCGGUUUUGUUUUCUGAAUCUGUGUACUUGUUGGUCAUUGGUUUGCAUACGGUUCAAAAGGUAAAUUGUUUAAAGAAAUAUCUUCAAGGGGUGCCAAAUUUUUUGUAACUACACAUUCGGAUCCCUGCUAUUCAUUUCAAGUGAAGUUAUAAUUUACUUUGGGAAGACAAAUGGAGCAUAUACAAAAUAUGCACAUAUAUUUAACUCAGAUGUAGUUGAGCGACAUUAAGCUCAUUUUUGUUCCAUAGGUAGGCUAUGAUGGCAUUGCUACUGAUCAUAGUGGCAUGCUGCUCGAGCUCUAGAAGAUUAACAGCAAACCAGUGUGUGAGGGAUGAGAGUGCCAAUGCCACCAUUUCACACACUGUCGGGAGCCACUGGCUCAUACAGCAGCCAUGCCAAGGACUAUUAGCAAAGCACUGUUAGACCAGCAGAGGAGAGGGUUAGGGAGAGCAAUGGCCGUAUGUGUCUGUCCGUCUUGGUGCAAAAUGACAUUAUGUGAAAUGUCUGUGUGUGUGCGCACUAGACUAUUGACUUGCCUCUAAUAAUUUACCAGAAUAUAAGGUUUAAGUUGAGACUUAUUCAAUAAAGAUGUUAAUAGUGGCACAUUGGGUUGGAUGGUUUUGGUUUGGGUGGGGAUG